AUGAACAGACAGGGCAAAGUGCGGUUUGCCAAAUGGUACUCGGACUAUUCGGUAAAAAAAUAUAGACUUAAUGUUGAUGUACACAAGCUUAUAUCUUCAAGAGAUCAAAAACAUCAAAGUAAUUUCGUUGAGUUCCAAAAUAAUAAACUUGUAUAUAAAAGAUAUGCUGGACUAUAUUUCAUUGCUGGUAUUGAUUUAGCUGAUAAUGAAUUGAUUUAUCUUUCAUCUAUACAUUUAUUAGUGGAAAUACUUGAUGCUUAUUUUGAAAAUGUUUGUGAAUUAGAUUUAGUUUUCAAUUUUCAUAAAAUUUAUGCAGUUUUAGAUGAAAUGUUUUUAGCUGGUGAAAUUCAAGAAACUUCAAAAGAUCUGAUACUGAAGAGAUUAGAAUAUAUUGAUUCUUUGGAAUGA
Hansenula ciferrii is the source of this 408-nucleotide messenger RNA. RefSeq names its product Aps2p (gene APS2). The coding region runs from base 1 to 408 and encodes 135 amino acids. The record is from RefSeq and is a predicted model, not a curated record. NCBI's taxonomy places the organism in Eukaryota, Fungi, Ascomycota, Saccharomycetes, Phaffomycetales, Wickerhamomycetaceae. The transcript is spliced from 2 exons. Gene Ontology annotation, cellular component: membrane coat; intracellular membrane-bounded organelle. Gene Ontology annotation, biological process: vesicle-mediated transport; intracellular protein transport.